Molecule: messenger RNA, 1298 nt
Organism: Paramecium sonneborni
Lineage: Eukaryota; Ciliophora; Oligohymenophorea; Peniculida; Parameciidae
Source: the annotation of a GenBank genome assembly
AUUCAAUGGAUCCUGAAAAUGAUUAAGAAAUCAUAGAUUCUAUUUUAAAUGGUACUAAAAAUCUUUAUUUUCUCAGCUUUAGAAAGUGAUGAAGAAAGAUCAUUGUCACCUUCCUAAACAAUAUCAAAUACAAAUAGAACUUAUUCACCUUAAAUCAAAAGAUUACAAUACUCUUAGUAAUAGUACUCAUAUUAAUAGAUAUUCAAUCAAAAAGAUUUAAAGUCCUAUUAUAGAAUUCAAAUUAGAUUGUUGGACAAUAUAGCCAUUUAGUUUAGAUGAUGACUUAUAUUUAGAUGGAGAUUUAGUAUGUAUAAAUUUAAUAAAUAGAUUCUUAAAUGUAAAGAUUAAACCAAUAGCAGAAAAAUACAAAGUCUAUUUGAAAAAGGAAAUGAAGAAUAAAGAUAAUUUAUAUUUUAAAAAUUGUUACCUGGAAUUACAUCACUUGCUAAUGAUAUAUUUGGAAAUUACGUUGUUUAAAGAAUUUUAGAACAAGGUAAUCAAUUAUAAAGAGAAUUGAUUUUUGAACAUUUAUCUAAAUAAAUUUUAAUUUUAAGUUACAAUACUUAUGGAUGUAGAGUAGCUUAAAAAUUGUUAGAAUUAUCUUAUAACACUUAUAAGUUUGAAUAAAUAUUCAAAAUUAUUUAAUCUUAGAUUAGGAAUUUAGUAAUUGAUACUAAUGGGAAUCAUGUAAUUUAAAAAAUUGCUGAAUUGGUCAAAUCAUAAAAAACUGAUUGGUUAAUUGAUGGUGUAUUAGGGUAGAUUUAAAAACUAUCUAAUGAUUCUCAUGGAUGUAGAUUAAUUUAAUAGAUAUUGGAAUUAUCUUCAAUUUCAUAAGUAAUCUUAUAUAUUAACAAAGUUAAAUGAAAUUUAUAAAGAAUUAUUAGUUUUACAAGAUGAAUUAUGUUUGUCCUAAUAUGGAAAUUAUAUCAUUUAAAUAUUAUUACAAAAAGGUCCUACUGAUGUUAUUUAUAAAAUUCAAGAUAAUAUCAUUAAAAAUUUAGAGAAAUUAAGUUGUGAUAAAUUUGGAAGGUAUUCUUCAAUCAUAGAUAAAUAGCAAUGUGGUUGAUAAAAGUGUAAACAUAUAUGUUUAUAUGAGAAAAGAAAUAUUAAAAGUAUUCAUACAUAAUAUGAAUAUCUUUUAUAAAUUAUCUAAUAAUUGUUAUGGUAAUUAUGUAAUAUAGAAUUUCUGUAAAUUACUUGAAUAUAAUUAAUUAUUAAAAUUAUCAUAUGAUUCAAGUUAAUUCAAUACUCAAUUUGGUUAACAUGUAUAUUAAACUUUAUAAAAAUUGAAAAAUUGA